AUGGACUCGUUCCGCGACCUGUUCGCCGGCGGCGGGAGUGGCGAGGGGUGGGGCGUCGCAGGGGGCGGGGCCGCCGUGAGGGGCGGGGCCGAGAGCGUGUCGUCUGUUGAUUCGACGACACCGCCUCCGGCCCUGCCGACCGGCCUAUUGCAGCCCGAGGAGGAGCGCGACAGGGAGGAGAGGAAGAACGCGAGCUCGAUCAGAGCCCAAAUCGAGAUAAUCCCGUGCAAGGUGUGCGGCGACAAGAGCAGCGGCGUCCACUACGGCGUGAUCACGUGCGAGGGCUGCAAGGGCUUCUUCAGGCGGUCGCAGUCCUCGGUGGUGAACUAUCAGUGCCCGCGCAACAAGAACUGCGUCGUCGACAGGGUGAACAGGAACCGGUGCCAGUACUGCCGCCUGCAGAAAUGCCUCAGGCUGGGCAUGAGCCGGGAUGCCGUCAAGUUCGGUCGGAUGUCCAAGAAGCAGAGGGAGAAGGUCGAAGACGAAGUUAGGUUCCACAGAGCGCAGCUGAGGGCUCAGAACGACUCAGCGCCGGACAGUUCUGUGUUCGAACCCCCUACCCAGUCUACCCCUGAUCAUCUGCACACCAGCUAUAAUGGAGGAUACCCCUACAGCACGGACAUAGGCGCGUACAGUACCUCGUACUACACCGGCCAGACGCAGGUGCAGUCAAACAGCAUCGGCUACGACAUUUCGGCCGACUACGUGGACAGUACUACGGCGUACGACCCGCGGCCCGGAAUGGAUCAGCUGACCGACAACGGCGGUCUCAUGACCAGCAUGGUCACCACCGGCAAUACUAACACAAACGGUGGCGGUGGUGGGGGGGACGACGGAGGCGGGUCGAACGGCCAGCCGACCACCACCAAGCACGCCCCCCUCUCCAACUUCAAGCGGUCGGCGGCCAGCCUAUCGGGCGGCUCGCUGGUGUCGGUGAAGCAGGAGGGGACGGCGGACGCGCUAGUCCCCGCCUACGUGGACAGCACGACGUUCGUCGGUUCGCCGCAGCAGCAGGGGGGCGUGGCCGCGGCGCAGGCGGUGCAGCAGCGGGACGAUUGUGAGUCGGUAGCCCUGCCCAACCCCAGCCAGAUAUCCGAGCUGCUGUCGAAGACGAUAUCCGACGCGCAUGCGCGCACUUGCCUCUACACCUUGGACCACAUCCGCGAGACGUUCCGCAAGCCGCACGACCUCUCCCGCCUCCUCUUCUACAAGAACAUGGCGCACGAGGAGCUGUGGCUGGAGUGCGCGCAGAAGCUCACCACCGUCAUCCAGCAGAUCAUCGAGUUCGCCAAGAUGGUGCCCGGCUUCAUGAAGCUGUCGCAGGACGACCAGAUCGUGCUGCUCAAGGCCGGUAGCUUCGAGCUGGCCGUGAUCCGCAUGAGUCGGUACCUGGACCUGUCGCAGAACUGCGUGUUGUACGGCGACACGAUGCUGCCCUCCGACGCCUUCUUCACCAGCGACACGCACGAGAUGAAGCUGGUGGCGGGCGUGUUCGAGGUGGCCAAAGGCGUGGCCGAGCUGAAGCUGACUGAGACAGAGCUGGCGCUCUAUUCUGCCUGCGUGCUGCUUUCGCCAGAUCGACCAGGCUUGAAGGGCAUAGGAGAGAUAGGACGACUGAGCCAGGCCGUCGUCAGAGCCCUUCGACUGGAAUUGGAGAGGAAUCACAGUCUACCCAUCAAAGGGGACGUCACUGUUUGUGAUGCCCUCUUAACGAAGAUACCCACACUAAGGGAAAUCAGCAUGCUCCAUAUGGACGCCCUCGGCAAACUGAAACGGUCUGCCCCCCAUUUGGAGUUCCCGGCGUUACACAAGGAGCUGUUCAGCGUGGACAGUUGA
Phaedon cochleariae (mustard beetle) is the source of this 1836-nucleotide messenger RNA. The record is from the annotation of a GenBank genome assembly. Lineage: Eukaryota; Metazoa; Arthropoda; Insecta; Coleoptera; Chrysomelidae.